AUGCCAACAACUGUAUGGACCAUUGCUGUUCCAUUUCUGUUAUUUCUUCUGGUUGGAUCCACUGCUCUGAAAAAUGAGGACAAAAACAUUCAACUUUGUUCAUCAUUGAAAGAAAAUUCGAAGAACCUGUCCAACCGCAACUUGACCAGGAUACCGACAGACUUACCUGUUGACACUGAAAACUUGGACGUGUCUCAAAACAAUAUUUCCAGUCUCAUCCAUGGGGACCUGUACAGGCUAACCAAGUUGUGUUUCUUUAAAAUCAGCCACUGUGGUCUUCAGUUCAUCUCAUCUGAUGCCUUUUCUAAUAACAGACAACUCAAGGUCCUGAACAUCUCCAACAACCCUCUCAUCAAUAUACCAUACUUGCCUUUGCCACAAUUGAGGAUCCUUGACCUCACUGGAAAUCAGUAUACCAGCUAUAAACUUCCAGCCUUUUUCAGUAACUUUACAUAUCUGACUGUAUUUGCAAUAGGUAGUACAAAAGCAGAUUCAGUUAGUGCUAAUGAUUUGGCACCUCUUCAAAAUACACAUUUAAGACAAUUCAGUUUUGGAGCUGGUUCUGAGUUACAGAAUUAUGAAAAUGGUUCCUUUGCUCAACUUAAAUCAUUACAAGAGGUGACUCUGAGAGUAACAUUUUGCACUGAAUUUAAUAUUUUCAACAGCAUGAUGAUAGACCUUGACCAAACUGAUACAAAGAAAAUCAGACUCAUCAAGCUCUUUCCAAAUCAGUGUGCCAUCUCAGGUGAUCCAUUUGAGAGCCUUAAGCAACUACGGGUCUUAACUAAUUUAAGCAUUGUGGACACUUGGAUAAACAGCUCAGUCAUGAUCAAACUAAUGCUAAAUAUCUGGGAAUCAUCAGUUGAGGAAAUUGCAUUCUUUAAUAUAACAUACAAUGAAGAUACUCCCUAUGGGUUUCAGUUUCCCAGUCAGAAACAUACAUCCAAUAUACGAGCAGUUGUUUUUGAUGGCGUGAACCACUAUCAAUACCAAUACCCCAAAGUCAACAUGAGCAUGGACUUGAUUUCUCAACUUACUUAUAUGAAGUUCUCUGGCAGUGGGAUGAACAUUCUUCCAUGCAAUCUAAUUUCAGUUAUUCCAUCAUUGCAAAUUUUGGACCUGUCAAACAACCUUUUGGAUGAUACUGGCUUCUGGUGGUUUAAAUGCUCAUAUGAAGGCGUGUUUCCUACUUUGACACAGCUUUCGCUAAGCAAAAACCGUUUUUAUAACCUGGCGUAUAUUUCCAAGAAGACCCAUGAAAUGAAGGUCUUGACUUCCCUGGACUUAAGCUUCAAUUCUAUCCAAAUUGGGGAGCCAUGCUACUGGCCUUCUCAUCUUACUGAACUGAAUCUUAGCCACAACAACCUGGGCAAUUCUGUGUUUCAAUACCUGUCUCGUCAUUUCCAAAAGAUUGACCUUUCAAAAACUGGCAUCAGUGCUGUCACUCAAGAUGUUCUUUUACAGUUCCCGAAACUAACACAUCUGUAUUUAAGCUUUAACAGCAUACAUUUCAUACCCUAUGAUCUUCAUUUACCUGCAUUGCAAACCCUCUACGUUGAUCAGAAUGCAAUCACCUCCAUCAGCCAGGAUGAGCUAGACGGCCUGUCUGGCCUGGAGACUUUGAAAGCAGGGAAUAAUCCAUUUGUCUGUGAUUGUGACUCCUUUUGGUUUGUGACCACACUGAAUAAAGUUCUUCUUCCUGACUGGCCAACAGAUUACACCUGCAGUUCUCCGCCAUCACAAGCUGGAAAGUACUUAAAGAUGUACAAGCCGGCAAAGUUUUCCUGCCGACCAGGACUCCAAGCAGCAGUUGCUUUGCCAGUAAUCAUUGUCAUCAUAGGUGCAUUUGGCAUAACUUUCUAUGCCUGUGAUGGCAUUUGGUACACUAAAAUGCUCUGGGUAUGGCUAAGGGUCAAAAGGCGGAGUUGCAAGCGGGCAGCCAAACUGAUGAGCAACACGUUUAAUUACCAUGCUUUUAUUUCCUACAGCCAAAAUGACUCAGAUUGGGUGAGCUCUCAGCUAGUUCCAACUUUAGAGAGCGAAGGGUUGUCGAUCUGCAUCCAUGAGCGAGAUUUCGUACCUGGUCAGUGGAUUGUGGACAAUAUUAUUCAGUGUGUUGAAAGCAGCUACAAAACCAUUUUUGUCCUGUCAAAUAACUUUGUACAGAGUGACUGGUGUACCUAUGAGCUUUUCUUUGCUCAGCACAGAGCUAUCAGUGUAAAGGAUGACUCGCUGGUUUUUAUCCUGUUGGAGCCCAUUCCAAAUGACUCCCUGCCCAAGAAGUUCUUAAAGCUUAGAAGCUUGCUAAAGCAACAAACAUACCUAGAGUGGCCAAAGGAUAAUCACAAGCAGAAGUUUUUUUGGUCUAAUCUUAGGUCUCUCCUACGCACUGCAGACAGAAAUGUGAUUCUGAAAGAGAUGGCAUUAGACAUAGCCGAAAAUUGUACUUUAUUGGAUGCACAAGAGUAA
Molecule: messenger RNA, 2469 nt
Organism: Trichomycterus rosablanca
Lineage: Eukaryota; Metazoa; Chordata; Actinopteri; Siluriformes; Trichomycteridae
Product: toll-like receptor 1
Exons: 1
Coding region: 1-2469 (822 amino acids)
Biological process (GO): inflammatory response; immune response; toll-like receptor signaling pathway
Cellular component (GO): plasma membrane
Molecular function (GO): protein binding; transmembrane signaling receptor activity
Source: RefSeq, a predicted model, not a curated record